Pseudoliparis swirei is the source of this 2486-nucleotide messenger RNA. RefSeq names its product netrin 1a (gene ntn1a). The transcript has 7 exons. Gene Ontology annotation, molecular function: protein binding. The coding region runs from base 209 to 2029 and encodes 606 amino acids. The record is from RefSeq and is a predicted model, not a curated record. Lineage: Eukaryota; Metazoa; Chordata; Actinopteri; Perciformes; Liparidae.
CUUACAUCCAGCCGGUCCUCGGUUUUUAUGCAGGAGAUUUAUUUGAAGAAACCAAACCAGAAAACGGGAGAACCUGUGAUUGAAGCCAGUUAGAGAGAAAAGUAGCCUCACAUCUGUUUCGUUAUCUCUCUAUCUCUCUCUCUCUCUCUCUUUUAUAUUUUAAAUAAUUAUCAGCCGGCGGAGACACUCAGGGACCGAGGGACCUACCAUGCAAAGCGCGGUGGACAUUGCGCUGACUGUGCUGCUCGCCGCGUCCCUGUCGUGCCGGAGCGCCCUCGGCGGCUACGGGGUGAGCCUGUUCGCGGCGCAGACUUCCCCCCCUGACCCUUGCUACGACGAGCACGGCAAAGCGCGCCGCUGCAUCCCGGACUUCGUCAACUCCGCCUUCGGCAGGGAGGUGAAGGUGUCCAGCACCUGCGGCAAGGCGCCCGGCCGCUUCUGUGUGGUGACGGCGGCGGAGAAGGGGAACGAGCGCACGAGGAACUGUCACACCUGCGACGCCUCGGAUCCCAAGAAGGGCCGCCCGCCGGCGUACCUGACGGACCUCAACAACCCGCACAACCUCACCUGCUGGCAGUCGGAGAACUUCGUGCAGUACCCGCAGAACGUCACGCUGACGCUGUCGCUCGGCAAGAAGUUCGAGGUCACCUACGUGAGCCUGCAGUUCUGCUCGCCCCGGCCCGAGUCCAUGGUGAUCUACAAGUCCAUGGACUACGGAAAAAGCUGGGUGCCCUUUCAGUCCUACUCCACCCAGUGCAGGAAGAUGUACAACAAGCCGAACCGGGCCGUGAUCACGAAGCAGAACGAGCAGGAGGCGGUGUGCACGGACUCGUACACCGACAUGUACCCUCUGACCGGCGGGCUCAUCGCCUUCAGCACGCUGGACGGACGGCCGUCGGCGCACGACUUCGACAACUCGCCCGUGCUGCAGGACUGGGUGACGGCCACCGACAUCAAAGUCAUCUUCAGCCGGCUGCACACGUUCGGCGACGAGAACGAGGACGACUCGGAGCUGGCGCGGGACUCGUACUUCUACGCCGUGUCGGACUUGCAGGUCGGCGGGAGGUGCAAGUGCAACGGGCACGCGUCCCGGUGCGUAAAGGACCGGGACGGGGGUCUGGUGUGCGAGUGCAAGCACAACGCCGCCGGGCCGGAGUGCGACAGGUGCAAGCCUUUCCACUACGACAGACCGUGGCAGAGAGCCACGGCCAGGGAGGCCAACGAGUGCGUCGCCUGCAACUGUAACCUCCACGCCCGGAGGUGCCGCUUCAACAUGGAGCUGUACAAGCUGUCGGGGAGGAAGAGCGGCGGCGUCUGCCUCAACUGUCGCCACAAUACAGCGGGGCGCCACUGCCACUACUGCAAGGAGGGCUACUACAGAGACCUGUCCAAGCCCAUCUCACACAGGAAGGCCUGCAAAGCAUGUGAUUGCCAUCCUGUGGGCGCUGCUGGCAAAACCUGUAACCAAACCACAGGACAAUGUCCCUGUAAAGACGGCGUGACCGGUAUCACGUGCAACCGCUGCGCUAAAGGCUACCAGCAGAGCCGCUCGCCCAUUGCCCCCUGCAUAAAGAUUCCAGUUGCACCUCCUACAACCCCGGCCAGCAGCACAGAGGAGCCAUCAGACUGUGACUCUUACUGCAAAGCAUCGAAAGGCAAGCUGAAGAUCAACAUGAAGAAGUACUGCAAGAAAGAUUACGCCGUCCAGGUGCACAUCCUGAAGGCGGACAAGGCCGGCGAGUGGUGGAAGUUCACCGUCAACAUCAUCUCCGUCUACAAGCAGGGCGAGAGCCGCAUCCGCCGCGGCGACCAGUUCCUGUGGGUCCGUGCCAAGGACGUGACCUGCAAGUGUCCCAAGAUCAAGCCCGGGAAGAAGUACCUGCUGCUGGGGAACAACGAGGACUCCCCCGGCCAGGGCGGAGUGGUGGCGGACAAAGGCAGCCUGGUUAUCCAGUGGAGGGACACGUGGGCGCGCAGGCUCAGGAAGUUCCAGCAGCGCGAGAAGAAAGGCAAGUGCAAGAAGCCAUAGGCGGGAAGAAAAAAAAAGAAAAGAUGGAGAGGAUGCCAGAGAGGAAGAAGAAUUCAAGAGGAAAAGCUGAGCGGGCGAUUAAAAAAAGGUUUUUAAAAAAUUCAAAAGAGGCAGACAGAGGACCACGGACAGACAAAAGACUGUUUAUGUCGCUGCUUUUUUUCCUUUCUCGUGUAGAAGCAUGAAGAGAAUUAUUUAGGAUUGAUUUGUUUUCUUUCUAGUGAACCUUGGUUAAAGAUGCUCACCUCGCAGAUUUGGUUUUUAUGGGUUUUUUACUUUGAGAUUUGCCUCUCAUGUGGAUUUGCCGAAUUUGCACCUAUUACCAGCAUAUAAAGUUAUUUGUGUUUGUUUUCCCUUUUUUUAUUUUUAUCUGAGUAUGAAAUCAUUAUAUUUUGUGUUUAAAUUGUAUGGAUUUGCUGGUGCAAAAAUGACAGUAAAAAAAAAAGCAAAAAAAAAA